Messenger RNA from Colletotrichum spaethianum, 1395 nucleotides. RefSeq lists its product as uncharacterized. NCBI's taxonomy places the organism in Eukaryota, Fungi, Ascomycota, Sordariomycetes, Glomerellales, Glomerellaceae. Bases 1 to 1395 code for a protein of 464 amino acids. The record is from RefSeq and is a predicted model, not a curated record. The transcript has 2 exons.
AUGCAUCGUGUACUAAGUGUGAAUCCCAGGCGUGCUAUUCGCCGCCCGCACUAUCGGAGGGAAGACUUAAAAAUCGAAGUCCGCGAUGACCUUGGUGACUUCUCGUCUGACGACGACGACUCGCCCUCGCCUGAUAGCUCGACUUUCCCGCCCAACGCGCAAGAGACCCAGUCUUUCUCACGACCACAGAGGCCGCGCCCGGUUCUCAACCCCGCAAAUCCCACUGAGGACAUCUCGUCCACCAAGUCGACCACGUCUUCUGAUUUCCCGAGGACGACCGCUCCCCUGAGAGAAACUCAGCGCGAGCAGCCGUCUAGUACAUUCCCUUCGGUUACCAGCGCAGAGUCGUCAAGCUCGACUAGGACUCUUCCUACCGCCGUUCCCCAGACCACCACAGUAUUUAACUCGCAACCGACAGGGGCCACUAACAGGGGAGGAAGCGAGGCGGGGCUUGGAAACGAUAGGUCGACUGAGGUGGGAUGGACGCCGACUGCCAUCGCGUUUGGAACCAUUGCUAUCGCGGCACUGGUCCUCGUGAUCGGCGUCGGAAUAUGGUGGUGCCUCCGCUUUCAGAAACGCCGUAAAGCUCGUCAACUAUACGACCGCAAUAUGUCGCCUGACGGCAGGUUCUGGGACCCCUCGGCGACCUACUCGGCACCCGCCGCGCCCUCGGCACCUUUCGCAACCGUCCGCCGGUCCCCAUCGAGCGUCAUGGCCGAGCUUAUGGGCCACGCCUACGCUAACGAGAACGGUAACGCGGGCGGCUACUACGGGAACGACCGCAAUUCGCUGACUCCCGAAGGAUACCUCGACGAGAAGCGAUACGACCCCGCGCGUCAGCUUCCGGUCCUCGAGCCCGCGCCCGUCGCCCAGCCCAACGUACGCAACUCGAUCGCCAGCUGGAUUCGCCGCCACCACCCGCUCAAGCUGAACCCCUUGUCCGGCCGAAGUAGCGUGUACUCGACCCGCACGAUUGGCGCGAGCACGCGCACCGUGAACGCGCCGCCGGUGCCGGCUAUGCCGGACGUCUACCGGGGCACCGACCACGUCGAUAACUCCGGACUGGGUGUCCCGCAGAACAACCCCCGAGACAUCGUCUCCAGCAGAUACGACACCUCCAGACACUCGACGGGUUCCGAUAACAACUCCCUGCUAUCGCUGUACCAGAACCAGCCACAGCACGAACCCGGCCAGGCGCCCUGGCUGAUGGACCCGCCCCCCGUGGUCUUUGGCGAGCGCGGCGUCUCCAUGGCGCCGACGGAGGCCACGACGAGGACCGAGAGCACCUGGCGCACUUGGGGCGGCGGCAUUGCGCAGCCUCAGAACCAGGCGCCACCUGAGACGCCUCGGAGGGGAUGGAUCGAGAAGUGUAUCAAGUUCGGAGGCCUGAAAUGA